Molecule: messenger RNA, 1893 nt
Organism: Vicia villosa (hairy vetch)
Lineage: Eukaryota; Viridiplantae; Streptophyta; Magnoliopsida; Fabales; Fabaceae
Exons: 2
Coding region: 71-1552 (493 amino acids)
Source: RefSeq, a predicted model, not a curated record
UAGCUCACUUCCUCUUCAACGCACAUUUCAUAUCAAAACAGUUUUCUUACAAGAACCAUCACAUAAAGCAAUGGCACACAGAGUGGUUUUGUCUCUCCUCCCUUUUCUCAUGCUCUCGUUGAUUAAUGACCAUGGAAGCAUUGCAAGGGACUUGAACCAAGUUGAUCAGCCUUACCUUGAUGGUUGGCUCAAAAACACUCAACACCAACAACACUCUCCCGACUCCAACCAAGUUUACCUUGAUGGAUGGUUGAAAGACACCAGAGUCGAGAAAGUAAAAUCCAACCCUCACUCCAACCAAGUUUACCUUGAUGGAUGGUUGAAAGAUACCAGAGGUGAGAAAGCAAAGGCCAACCCUGACUCCACCCAAGUUUACCUUGAUGGAUGGUUGAAAGAUACCCGAGCUGAGAAAGCAAAAUUAAACCCUGACUCCAAACAAGUUUACCUUGACGGAUGGUUGAAAGAUACUCGAUCUGAGAAAGCAAAAGUCAACCCUAACUCGAACCAAGUUUACCUCAAUGGAUGGUUGAAAGAUACUCGUGCCGAGAGAGAAAAAUUUAAUUCUGACUCCAACCAAGUUUACCUUGAUGGAUGGUUGAAAGAUACCCGAGCUGAGAAAGAAAAAUCUAACUCUAACUCCAACCAAGUUUACCUUGAUGGAUGGUUGAAAGAUACAAGAGGCGAGAAAGCAAAAGCAGACCCUGGCUCUAACCAAGUUUACCUUGAUGGAUGGUUUAAAGAUACCCGAUCUGAACAAGUAAAAGUCAACGCUAACUCCAACCAAGUUUACCUCGAUGGAUGGUUGAAAGAUACCAGAUCCAAGAAAGUCAACCCGUACUCCAAACAAGUUUACCUUGAUGGAUGGUUGAAAGAUACCCGAGCUGAGAAAGAAAAAUCUAACUCUGACUCCAACCAAGUUUACCUUGAUGGAUGGUUGAAAGAUACAAGAGACGAGAAAGCAAAUGCUAACCCUGGCUCUACCCAAGUUUACCUUGAUGGAUGGUUGAAAGAUAUUCGAUCUAAGCAAGUAAAAAUCAAUCCUAACUCCAACCAAGUUUACCUCGAUGGAUGGUUGAAAGAUACCAGAGCCAAGAACGUCAACCCAGAUUCCAAACCAGUUUACCUUGAUGGAUGGUUGAAAGAUACCCGAGCUGAGAAAGCAAAAUCUAACUCUGACUCCAACCAAGUUUACCUUGAUGGAUGGUUGAAAGAUACCCGAGCUGAAAAAGUGAAAUCCGCCCCUGAAUCCAACCAAGUUUACCUUGAUGGAUGGUUGAAAGAUAUCCGAGCUGAGAAAGAAAAAUCUACCCCUGACUCCAACCAAGUUUACCUUGAUGGAUGGUUAAAAGAUACCCGAGCUGAGAAAGAAAAAGCCAACUCUGACUCCAACCAGGUUUACCUUGAUGGGUGGUUGAAAGAUAUGCGAGCUGAGAAAGCAAAAGUCAACCCUAACUCCAACCAAGUUUACCUUGACGGAUGGUUGAAAGAUACCCGAGUCAAAAUAAAAAAUCAAACUCUGACUCCAACCAAAUUUUCCUUGAUGGAUGGUUGAAAGAUAAUCGGGACUUGAAAGAAAAAUCGACCCUUGACUCUAAACAAGUUUACCUUGAUGGAUGGUUGAAAGAUAUACGAGCUGAGAAAGAAAAUUCAUCCCUUAUCUCCAACUAAGUCUACCUUGACAUCUGGUUGAAGAAUAAUUAAUUCAUAUAUGUUAGUCAGUGUUUGUGUAGUGUUUGUGUACUGUAUUAUUUUCCUUCUGUGUACUAAGUAAGGUCUUGUUUGUGUACUAAUUAGGUUCCAAAUUAGUGGCAAAAUGCUUGGUUAUUAUUGUGUACUAGUUAAGCUAUUGCUUGAGUAUUAAAUAAGGAUUUGCUAUUGAAAAAAACUUGAUUA